Messenger RNA from Eublepharis macularius, 3913 nucleotides. RefSeq names its product UDP-glucose ceramide glucosyltransferase (gene UGCG). Gene Ontology annotation, biological process: glucosylceramide biosynthetic process. Gene Ontology annotation, cellular component: membrane. The coding region runs from base 273 to 1457 and encodes 394 amino acids. The transcript has 9 exons. Gene Ontology annotation, molecular function: ceramide glucosyltransferase activity. The record is from RefSeq and is a predicted model, not a curated record. Lineage: Eukaryota; Metazoa; Chordata; Lepidosauria; Squamata; Eublepharidae.
GGCAGUGAGCGGAGGGCAGCUGAGGGGCCGCUGCAGAGGCGAGCGCGAGAGCCCGGAGGGGGAGGGGCGCCUGGCGCGGCCAGAGAGCGAGGAAGACAGAGGAGGGGGCGAGGGGAGGAGGCGGCGGCUGGAGGCGGCGCCCGCCCGUGUGAGGGGCUACGUGAGGGCAGCCGGGGAGUGGGCGGGGCUUCGCUUGCGCCUGGCCGUAUAGUCGCCGCCGCCGCCGUGAGGCAACCCCCCCCCCUUCCUCCUCUCUCCUUGGCCCGGCGGGGAUGGCGGUGCUGGACCUGGCGCUGGAGGGACUCGCGGUCUUCGGGCUCAUCCUCUUCGUGGUGCUGUGGCUCAUGCACUUCAUGUCCAUCAUCUACACGCGUCUCCACCUCAACAAGAAAGCUACAGACAAACAGCCAUAUAGUAAGCUUCCAGGAGUUUCACUUCUAAAACCAUUAAAGGGUGUCGAUCCAAACCUCAUCAACAACUUGGAAACUUUCUUUGAGUUGGAUUAUCCAAAAUAUGAAGUUCUUCUCUGCGUACAAGACCAUGAUGAUCCUGCCAUUGAUGUGUGUAAAAAACUCCUUGGCAAAUAUCCCAAUAUUGAUGCAAGGCUAUUUAUAGGUGGUAAAAAGGUGGGGAUAAAUCCAAAGAUCAACAACUUAAUGCCAGCAUAUGAAGUUGCCAAAUAUGAUUUAAUAUGGAUCUGCGAUAGUGGCAUUCGAGUAACGCCAGAUACACUAACUGACAUGGCCAAUCAAAUGACAGAGAAAGUUGGACUGGUUCAUGGCCUGCCCUAUGUGGCAGAUAGACAGGGCUUUGCUGCCACUCUAGAACAGGUAUAUUUUGGCACUUCUCAUCCAAGAUCAUAUAUUUCUGCCCAUGUAACUGGCUUCAAAUGUGUAACAGGAAUGUCUUGCUUGAUGAGAAAAGACGUACUGGAUCAAGCUGGUGGGCUCAUAGCCUUUGCGCAAUACAUUGCUGAGGAUUACUUUAUGGCCAAAGCAAUAGCUGACAGAGGCUGGAAAUUUGCAAUGGCCACACAAGUUGCUAUGCAGAACUCUGGCUCCUAUUCCAUUUCCCAGUUUCAGUCCAGAAUGAUCAGAUGGGCCAAACUACGGAUCAACAUGCUUCCAGCUACAAUAAUCUGUGAGCCAAUCUCAGAGUGCUUUGUGGCAAGCUUAAUUAUUGGAUGGGCAGUGCACCAUGUGUUCAGAUGGGACAUAAUGGUUUUUUUUAUGUGUCACUGUCUAGCAUGGUUUAUUUUUGACUACAUUCAACUCAGGGGUGUCCAGGGUGGCGCUCUGUGUUUUUCAAAACUUGACUAUGCUGUAGCGUGGUUCAUCAGAGAGUCUAUGACAAUAUACAUCUUCCUCUCUGCCUUGUGGGAUCCAACUAUUAGCUGGAGGACAGGACGCUACAGAUUACGCUGUGGAGGCACUGCAGAGGAGAUCCUUGAUGUAUAGCCUCAGCUUUGUGACUGUCUUUCAAGAAAAGAGAAAAAGGAGAAAAAAGAAAGUAUUAUAAAUUAUGUUUAUAUAAAUGCUUUUAAAAGAUCUACCUUCAAUAGUUUUAUUACCUGUAUGUUUUCGUAUCUGUUCCUUAAUUUAUUUUGCAUGGCACUUGCAUCUGUGAAAAAAGUACAUCUGUAGUCUUGGCCAAAUGGUACCUUUUUAAAAAAAUGUACAAAUUCAAAUCAAGAGAAUUGGUUCCAGGAUUUAUUUUCCUUAAGAGUGUUCUGCAGCAAACUCUAAAGACAGUAUCUUUCAGUAUAGCGAAAGCUCUUUCUCUCUGUCAUAUGGUGUCCUGUAUGCUAUGGGUCAAAGGACAUUAUCCCCAAGGAAUAUCUUCUACGCAGAUCUAUCGGAAUUGAAUGGAAAUUGCGCAAGAACAGAGACAAGAAUUACAGCCUUUUGGAGUGUGUAUGUUGAAAGGAUAGAUAACAUUUUUGUAGAAGUGCAGUUGGCUUUGGAAAGCACAGGUGGCAGGGAACAAGGAGAGAAGCUUUUUAGAUGAUCUAUGCCUACCUCUUGUAGUUGCUGCAGAGCAAAUAUAAACGAAUAGGUAACUAGGCCUUAUUACACAAAAAAGUAAAAGCUGGAAAUUUGUAUUUAUGUGUGCGUGACCGUGUGUAUGUGGGUGUGGGUGUGUGUAUAUAUAUAUAUUAGCAUAUUAUUAUUUUUGGUCUCACUGCAGUGAGCCAAAAGUAGACAGAGUUUGGUGUGGCAGGUGGGAAGAAUUAAUGGUUAGCUAUGCCUAGAGGGCAUCUUUUGGCCAACUCCAAUUGGUUCUGUCUUGAACCAUUUUUAAUCACUGUGCUGUAAUUAGUCUAGCUAAUUUCCUUCAUCCCCAUCUUGACUUUUUUUUUAAAAGGGUGUUUUUUGUUCUGUGAGAGUGAAUGUUUGAUAGUUAUAGGGGAGAGGGAAUGCAUUUCAGAAACAUUUCACAUGAGCUAUUUUCUUAUAUACUAUGUCUUCUUAAGAAUGUAAUUUCAUGAUGCAGGUAUUUAAUAUCUUUUUUAAAGUGGAUGUAGGUCUCUCUCUCUUUUCACUAGUCAUUCUUAAAUAGCAAAUUGCAAUAGAUACUUGUCAGCAUAUUAAAUAGGCAAGGUGAGUUUGCGGUUACUGAUAUUCAAUUGUAAGCUUUAACUAUCAAAGUAGGUCUAUUCUUGGCUUUCCCCCACUCCCUCUACACUUAAUCUGGUCUUUCAAUUUGGCUUUUGUAUUCCAGUUGCAAUGACUAAAAAAAGACUAGAUUAUAGCCAAGUUAUAAAUGCAUGAUGUCUUACUUUUUCUAUUCCUAUUAGCUUGUUCUUCACUCCCCUCUGUGGGGCUGCUCUUAACUUGUGGUGAGCUGGACUUGUUUGGAACACGUUUAAAGAGAGACUCAAAACACAGAGCAAAACUUAGAGGGGGCACUGCAUAAGCCUUUUGGGUUUUUUUUUUAAAUAACUGUAUUUGUGCUGCUUUCUCUCCCAAAUGGGCAUGGCAUGUUAUCACCAGUCUAUUGCUAAGUGCAUAUUGCCAGUAUGGCAGCUUUAAAUCCUGAGUUACGACACUUCUGUGACAAAAAGCAUAAUGUGUAGCAUAUUAGCAAUAACUGAGUAUUUAUAGAAAAGGACAUUUUCCCCCAAUUUACUGAGCCAGUCCAUUAACUGUCUGGUAUACACAUGGUGUAAUUUAAUUGUGUGUGUGUUUGUGGGGGGAGGGGAAGGGAGGGUUGUGUGUGUACAUGUGUGCAGACAUCCUAUGAAUGUUUACCCCAGACCAAAUUUAUUCAUUCCUGUAUUUUCUUUAUUUGCCUUAUGACAUGACAAAGUUUGUUUUGAAGGGCAUCUUUCUCCAUAAAUAAGGCUUUAUAUGUGAAUCAGGAAGAAGUGCUUCCUGAGGAAAGCUGCACACCCCAAACCAGUCUGAUUAUGACCCACUGAACUUUUUUAAAAACCAUAGUCAUUGUUGUCGUCACUGUUAUCUAGCUUAAUUUUGCUGAUAAUGUUUGUGUUUUGUGAAGUUUGGUUGAUGCCAUUCAUUGCACUGCUGAAGUGAAGCGUGGCUGGUUUAGCUAGAUGCUGAUCAUUGUAUGGGCAGUGGAACAGAAAAACCAAAGGCCGGACAGACUUCAUUGUUCUUGUAUGUGUGUGUGUGUUUUAAUGUUUUGUAAGUAUGAAGGUUUUUUUUUCUGGCAUUAGUGAAGCCUUUAAUGAUAAAGGAAACUGAUGCUUCACUUAAGCCAGCAACUUGAUUUCUUAUAUAAGAAAUCUGGGCUGAUUAGGAAAUGGAAAUAAAUACUUUGAAAAUAUUGUAGGAGGGCACUGCUGCAGAACAGAGCAAAGGCUCAAAAUGGCUCUGUCAACAUGUCAAACAUACCAUGUUUAUUUAAAAAUCAUUGUCUUGUUUUUGUUUAAAAAUAAAUUUUGAAUACA